Molecule: messenger RNA, 1650 nt
Organism: Mycena citricolor
Lineage: Eukaryota; Fungi; Basidiomycota; Agaricomycetes; Agaricales; Mycenaceae
Source: the annotation of a GenBank genome assembly
AUGGAAUCUCCUUUCGGCUCAUACAUCGGUACAAACUACGCUCCCAGCGCUGGAGAGCUGCGCCAGAUCUUUCACUUCCUCAAGGACCCCCUCGAUCGCUUGAGUUCGCUCGACAGGGAGAUCGCACACGUAGCCGCCACGCUCAGCCAUCUCCAGUCAGAGCGACACGUUCUCCAGCAAUUCGUUGACGCGCACCAGGCGCUGACGCAUCCCAUCCGCCGAAUCCCCCUUGAAAUCCUGCUUGACAUCUUUGCCGCAUGCCUACCCACGCACCGAAACCCAGUUAUGAGCACCGCCGACGCACCGCUCCUCCUCGGCAGAGUGUGCAGCUCCUGGCGGCAGAUCUCUACAACCACACCGACGCUGUGGUCCCGCCUCCAUAUCGUCGAGCCUGGGUUGCCGUGCCAAAGUCUUGAGGCUGCCUCAGUCGACCACGGCACAGCGAAUGAUGCAGAGAGCGCUCGCUCUGAUUUUGAAGCGCGGAUGAGACUCAGGGUGGACGCAGUGAAGCUUUGGCUGCACAGGUCGGGCGAGGCGCCGUUGUCGUUGUCCCUCCUCUGCAACACGGAUCUGCGUUCGGAUGGGGAAAGCGCGAUACUGGAAGUGCUGCUCGCCGUGCGCCAUCGGUGGGAACGGAUAGAGUUGGCUGGCCACUUGUCGAUGCGUCAACUGCAGGAGGACUGGGGCUCUGAUGACGUCGGUCAACUACAGAGUCUGCGGCUGAUCAUCGACAGGGCGCCUGUGUCUAAUCGCAUUUCUCAGUGGGGAAAGUUGAAUCUCCUCCGAGCACCUCAACUCCGAGAGUUGCAUAUCGUCGGGGACACCGUCUGGCUACUUCCGCUCAGGCUGCCUUUGAAGUGGGAUGAGCUCAUUGAGCUCAAUUUGGAGGUCUCAGUCACCGCAAAUAUCUCCAGCGCUGUACUGCAGGACAUCCUCAAAUUAUGCCCCAGGCUUAAAACCCUACGUUCUUGGGCAUGGGACGGGAAACCACGGCUGGAAUCUGGCGGUAUCCUCACACACCACGCUCUAGAGACGCUGGAUCUCCAUUAUACCAGAGGUCAAAGGCUUCUAGUCAGUUUGGAACGUCUGUGUGGGCGCACUCGGUUCCCCAAUCUGCGCAACUUCAGAUUUUCCGGGUACACUGAUGAGCAGGUGCACUUUGACUUUGCCCCCUUCAUUCUUGCUUGCACACGGCUUGAGUCGGUGCAUGUCGGCAUCGACUUAUUUUCAAAAACGACACUGGAAGAGUUUCUCAUCUCCUUGCCUCCCACUUUAUGCUCUCUAUGCAUCACAGAAUCAAGGAUAUACGACCGGAAUCUAAACGUCUUCGACAAAGAUGCACUCUCUCUUCUAGUUCCUACUCAAACAAGCCCAAUUCCCUGUUGUCCCGGUCUCCAGAGUUUCACAGUUGGACCCUGCGUUCGAUUCUCGGGUGCAUCUCUGCUAUCUUUCAUUCGCUCUCGGAUGACUUCGACCACGAGUGUCCCCCUGAAACAUGUCUCAAUCGCUUUCCCUGGCGUCAUUAAAAAAGAUAUUCUGCUUGCUUUGCAGAAUUUCGUUGCGGCUGGUCUGAAUGUGGACAUUCAACACAAGGCGGAGCUGUCCGCAGAUAAUAUGUUUACUCCUUGGACCGGAAUCACAGUGAAGUAG